Messenger RNA from Haliotis rubra (blacklip abalone), 1441 nucleotides. RefSeq names its product testis-expressed protein 9-like. The coding region runs from base 29 to 1219 and encodes 396 amino acids. Lineage: Eukaryota; Metazoa; Mollusca; Gastropoda; Lepetellida; Haliotidae. The transcript is spliced from 12 exons. The record is from RefSeq and is a predicted model, not a curated record.
UUCACUUGCACUCGAGUUAGUACGAUACAUGUUUACAUUCGCAACAGCAAAAAUGUCAGCGGGUAACUCAAGAAUGAAUUUGGAUGAUGAGCCCUCAGCGUCAGGAAGAUCUCGGUUAGCUGGAGCAAGGACUAAGCCGUCCAAACAGACCUCUGCUGAUGACAUCCGCACUAAAGAAGAGCAAUACAAACGACUAAAUGAGGAGCUUGAAGCCAAGACUGCUAACUUGGUACGUGAAGCAGAGCAAGUCAUGCGGGAGCAGGAAGCUGCACUAUCCAAGUCACGCUUGCUGGACAACAUCAACACAGAGGAUUUCCUCAAGGAAUUUGACGAAGACCUCACCGGUCCAAAUGAAGAUACACAGAGGAAGCCUUCAAGUCGUCCAAAUUCCAAGUUGAGCAUUAAAGACAGUCGGCCGGCAUCACAGAACAAGUCUUCUGCCAGAUCAAAGUCGAAGGAAUCCAGCAGAUCAAACACUGUGGAGAAUAAUGCUUUCCUAACAGACUUUGUGAACCUGUCUCUCACGGAACGGAUACACCAGAUGGAGCAAACUCUCACAGAAGAUGAUGACCCUGACAAUGAUAUCUUGCCACACACUGCUGCAGACAUGGGGACAGAAGCCACAAUCCGCUUCCUGAAAGCCAAGCUGAGGGUAAUGCAAGAAGAACUAGACCGAUUGUCACAGGAGACACGCAACAAAGAUGAAGAGUUGAGGCAGGUCAUCAACCGUAUGCGGGAUGUGGAGGAGGAGCGUGGACGACACAUGAGGACAGUGGCCACACAACAGACACAGAUUGACAAGUACAAGAAAUUAGCAGAGGAUGCCCGGAGCAAAUCUGACAGCGUAGAGAAUCAACUGAGUACAUUGAGGAAGGAGGUUGAGCAGCUGAAGCGCAGUGAGAAGCAAGCCGCCACACGUCACAAUGCUACAGAGGUGCGUCUCAACCGGGCUCUGGAGGAAGUGGAGAGAUACAAGGAGCAGCUGCAAAAGUCAAAGUCCGUCUCUAAGGAUGUCAGUGACAGUGAAAAAAAGCGUGUUGAGCAUCUGUUGGCUGAGAAGAAGAAGCUGGAGAAACAGAAGAAUGAAUUGAUGGCAGGCUUCAAGAAGCAACUCAAACUCAUUGACAUACUGAAGAGACAGAAGAUGCACAUUGAGGCAGCAAAGAUGCUACAAUUCUCUGAAGAAGAAUUUGUGAAGGCUCUCGAAUGGGGAAACUGAAAAUCCAAUGAGUUUAUCAACACAUCUGCUGAUACGGGAAAGCUUUUAUUCCGUGAAGGGUGCACAGUGCCUCCGUCACCUACCAGUUCAUGAAGCUGAGUUUAGACCAGGGAGCAACCAGGGGCAGACUCUGAAACAAAGGCACUUGUCAUCAACUUACUUGGUGCGAGACAUCACUGCAAUGUAUAUAAGUUUUGAAAAAAUAAACUGUGUACAGUUGUC